UGUGGGAAACGCCAACUUGUGGGAAACUCACAAGGCUUCCCCCAGCCAAGGGUGGGUAUAAAUAGAGGGGGAGCCAGGAGCAGGGCUUGAGCUCCCAUCCGGCGGAUCCAACCCAACGGCCUUUCAUCGGCUCGCUCUUCUCUUGCUGACCGACAAUAAUGGCCCCCGCUGCUGGUAGCCCCCGAUGCCUCUUGCGGGUGGAGGAGGAGAAAAUGCUGGCCAAGGAAAAAAACAAGCUGAGGAAACCAGCUGUGGAGAAAAUGCGCCGUGACCGAAUCAACCACAGCAUCGAACAGCUGAAAGUUCUGCUGGAGAGGGAAUUCCAGCGUCAUCAGCCCAACACCAAGCUGGAGAAAGCUGACAUUUUGGAAACGGCCGUCAGUUACCUGAAGAAACAGCGUCAGAUGCACGAAGCAGCCCCGGGUGCGAAACACCCCGAACUUGACUUCAACACGGGCUACCUGCGCUGUUUAAGGGAAGCCUUUUAUUUCCUCUCCUUCUGCCAGCCCAAGGGGGAGAGCCAAAGCCGGCUGAUCAAGCAUUUCUGCCAAAUGCACAACAUCCCCGACGACGCCACUUUCUCCCUCCUCUCGUCUCCGGCACCCAAGAGACCCUCUGCGGCGGAGAAGAGGCCUCCCCCACCGGCCUCGGCGUUCCUCUGGAGACCGUGGUAGAGCUGCCGCCCAUCCCAGCUGAAGACCAGCCAGGGGGGCUUUUCCAGAUUGGAAAGGGCCCUCUCGGUCCACUUAGGAAACAGUUGGUUUCCACCCAGGAGAAGAAUUUAAGUAGUGUGUGUGCAUAUGUGUGUGUGUGUGUGUGUGUGUUUUUCUCCGUUAUUGGAGAAGAGAGAGAGAGCGAGUCCUCUCCCCCCCCCAGUUUUUUUUUCCUUCAUAGUGAAGGGAUGAGUUCUGCAGGAACAGAGAGAUAAUUUUUUUUUAUCUAACUCUCUUUCUUUCUUUCUUUCUUUCUUUCUUUCUUUCUUUCUUUCUUUCUUUCUUUCUUUCUUUCUUUCCUUUCUUUCUUUCUUUCUUUCUUUCUUUCUUUCUUUCUUUCUUUCUUUCUUUCUUUCUUUCUCUUUCUUUUCUUUUCCUUUCAGGGCAAAGCUCCAGGCUAUAUCAAACCCAGUGGGUUUAGGGUCUGGGGGGGGGGCAUUGGGAGAGGGGCUUCUUCUCAUCCAGUUCUGGAAGCUUUGCUUUGCAAAAAGAGAGAGAGAGAGGAGUGGCUGAAAGACUGUGGGAAUCUCUGGGAAAUGGGAGGUCCUUCGGAAAAAAGGGUGCUUUGGGGUUUUCAAGGUGUGGUUUGAAUCAAAAAGUUUACUUCCUUUCUUCUCUUCCUUUUCUUUCCUCUCUCCCUCCCUUGCUUCUUUUGUUUUUUUAUGCCUUCUUUUUUCCUUUCUUCCUUUCCUUUCUUUCUGUCCUUCCCUUCUCCCAUCCCUUCUCCUUCCUUCCUUCCUCCCUCCCUUCCAUCUCCUCUUCCUUCCUUCCUUCCUUCCUUUCCUUCCUUCCUCCUUCCUUUCUUCCUCCCUCCCCUUCUCCUAACCCUUCCCUCUUCCCAUUUUUAAGGGACCGCUUUCCUGCAAAUCCUGUAAUUCCUCGGGAGAUGGGUCUUUUCAAUGUUUCUUUCAUUUUUGUCAGAAAUCCGGCUGCCUUUUGUGAAGGCUCUGCUAGCUUAUGUAUCUUUAAUAAGGAAAAAAAAAAAGGAACAUGGGUACGACAGUCUGCGCUGGCUGGAAGUGACCCAGCCAGAGGACUUUGUGUUUUGACGAUUUCAGAAUAUUGCUGUGAUUUAAAUUCCUCUGAUGCCAAUUAAAUAUAUGUAUAUAGAUAUAUAUAUAUAUACACACAUACACACGUGCGUGCGUGCGUCUACAUCUCUGCGGGCAAAUUCUUCCUUUCAGAUUCCGGAAUAGUUCAUGAAACAAAUGCAAAACACAAAUGGGGCUGUCUUUGGAAGGGAACCAUAAGAGGGACUGUGAUUUAGGGGGUAGACUGCGCCUGUACAUGGCAGUUCCAUUGCCGGAGCAAAAGCCAUUACUUUUCCAUUCAGUUUGGGAAGACUGGGUUUAUUUUAAAGUAUUGAAAUUAUUUCGGAUCCGUUCUUGGGGGGGUGCCAAAAACAUCCCGUUCAAUUGCCCCCCCCCAAAUUGGUGAUAUGGAGCAACUAAAAACAGGAACGCAGCUAAAUGAAGGAAUGAAGAAUCCUUGAUUCAAAUCAACUGCCAUGAAUCAAUUUGGCCAAUCAGAUCUUGGGAUAAUAGGCUCCUGAAUUAAAUCGGAGAAUUCACCGACCCAUAAAAUAAGGGGUCCUUAGAGAUCAUCUAUUCUAGCCUAACUCGCUGGGAAUUCCUCCAGCUGCCAUAAUAGCUGACUUUCCUGGUUGAGGUGACAUGAUUAGGAUAUAUUUGCAAGCCAGGAUCUUCAGUAACCUGGUUACUGAAUUAACCCAGUUCUUCCUGAAUUGACCAGUAUGGAUAUUUUAUUAAGUUAUCAAAUAGCAGCACGUCAGGCUAAAAUACACACCCAAAUUAAUCCGUGCCAAAUUUAAUGUAUGGUUAGGCAGAGUUUCUCGACUUUAACCGUUUUAAGAUGUGUGGACUUCCAACUCCCAGAAUUCCCCAGCCAACACAGAGGAGAGGAGAAGAGAGGAAAGGAAAGGAAAAAGGAAGAGAAAGAGAAGGGGAGGAAAGAGAAAGGAGGGAAAAGGAGAAGAGAAAGGAAAAUAAAGGAAGAAGUGAGAAAAGGGGAAAGGAAAGGGAGAAAAGAGGAAAAAAAGGAAAAUUAAAUAAUAAAAUAAUAAGAUGGAUGUGAUGACAAGAUAGAAAUUCUUUUUAAAAAAAUAGCUGCAGCCUGGGAGGGGGGGAGGUUGUUUGAUUAUUUUUUUGCCACGCAAAUCCCAUCAUCCUUGUCCCUUGCCCCCUCAGACUGAUGGGAAUGGUAGUCCAAAUCCCCCGCCAAGUAGAUGGGCUUUACGCCUUUUGAAAGGCCUGCAACCUCCGCCCGAUUCCCAUCCAGCCACCUUUUCCUGGGGGCUCCGGAGGGGGGGGGAAGCAAUCUUUAUGAUGUUGACUCUCCCCCCUCGGAGGCCUCUCUGGAUAAUAGCCCCCUAUUAACCCCCACCCCAUCCCACCCCCAUUGUUUUCUGGGCAUUUCCCACACUUUGGCAUCCCUUGAAACAGUUCGCCAAUGGAAACACCCAAAAGAAAAGGUGCGGCGGUUUCUAUCCACCCCAGUGGAAAAACGGGCCUAUGAAGAUCAAAUUGUUUUCUCUGAAGACCCUUUCCAAAAAUCUGGGAACAGCCAGAACAGCUCCCCCCCCCAUCUCUCUCUCUCUCUCUCUUUUUUUUUUUUUUCUUGGAAAUCCAGCAAGCUGUCCCGGUCAGUUUCAGCCUUCUCAGUCUGAAAUGACUUCUGUUUUUCUACUUUGUGGUGAUCAAGUGGCUUGAGGAAACCCCCCCCCCCAAAUUUCUCAGGGAAGGGACCUUGGAGGUCUUGUAG
Molecule: messenger RNA, 3494 nt
Organism: Crotalus tigris (Tiger rattlesnake)
Lineage: Eukaryota; Metazoa; Chordata; Lepidosauria; Squamata; Viperidae
Product: transcription factor HES-5-like
Exons: 3
Coding region: 159-674 (171 amino acids)
Biological process (GO): anterior/posterior pattern specification; regulation of neurogenesis; regulation of transcription by RNA polymerase II
Cellular component (GO): nucleus
Molecular function (GO): DNA-binding transcription factor activity, RNA polymerase II-specific; RNA polymerase II cis-regulatory region sequence-specific DNA binding; protein dimerization activity
Source: RefSeq, a predicted model, not a curated record